This is a messenger RNA of Manihot esculenta (cassava), 2934 nucleotides long. RefSeq names its product zinc finger protein 197. Lineage: Eukaryota; Viridiplantae; Streptophyta; Magnoliopsida; Malpighiales; Euphorbiaceae. The coding region runs from base 779 to 2524 and encodes 581 amino acids. The record is from RefSeq and is a predicted model, not a curated record. The transcript has 2 exons.
GAGCGCAUGAGCUUAUUCUAAAAAAAAUCAAUUUGAUUGAAUUUUAAAUUUAAAUAACAAAUAAGCAUUAGCACUGAGCAUGAGACAGUUCCAGAAAUGGCUAGUAGCCGCUGGUUUUAUAAUGCCAGUAAUUCUAAAACAAGUAAUCAGAGAUGGAUUGGACAAUCCUAGCCACUAGAUGAUGUAGCGUUGUCUUGCAAUUGCUAGCUAUAAACAGAUGGUGAGUGAAAAAGAGUAGUAACAUGGGUUGAAAAAUGAAACCUAACCCUCUAACUAAUUACUUCUACUGCAAGCAAUCAUUUUUAACCCAAAUUUUAUUUUUCUUAUAAGCAAAAGUGUGUGUUUUUAUUUUUAUUUAUUUUUGGAUGGAUAUUUGCGGAACUGCUUAAUAUUAAUCACCAGCAAAAUUACACAUUAUUCCCAAACUACCCUCUUCCAGUCCCAAUAGAAAUGCUUAUGCGAGCAAGGCGAGUACUGGUAUUGUAUAUAAGCGAAUGAACUUAGCUUCCAUGCAAGGAUUUCUUCUUUUUUAACUUUCAUCUUAGAGAGAGACUCUCUCUCUCUCUCUCUCUCUCUUUGGGCUAUUCUUGCUCUGUGGUCACAGUACCAGUUACUAUUCCAUUGCGAUGUCGCGCUUGCAUAUAUUUCAAGCACCCACAACAGUGACAGAGUAAUAGAACUUUGUAUAGGGUUCUUUUAGUAGAUCUUGUUUUUGCCUUCAAUACGACAAAACCCACAAGGUUUCUAAGGUUCAAAGCAACCAAGUGAAAUACAUAAAAUGGAGCAAGAUCACGAAAAGAAGCAUGUGUGCAAGUUGUGCAACAAGAGUUUCUUGAGUGGGAGAAUCUUGGGAGGCCACAUGAGGAUUCAUGUAGCUAGAGAUUCAGCUAAAGAAGAGGUUAAGCUUGAAAACAACAAUAUGGGUAUUGAAGGUUAUGGCCUAAGAGAAAACCCCAAGAAAUCGUGGAAAUCGUCAGGCUUGAAACAUACUGAUGGUGUCUCUGUUCAAGAAAGUUUGGAAUGCAGAGUGUGUGGCAAACAAUUUGAGUUCCCAAGAUCUCUCCAUGGUCACAUGAGGCAUCACUCGGCGGAAGAAAGGAAAGGAAUUCGCUGCAAAGAAUGUGGAAAGGGGUUCCGGACUCUGAGAUCUCUCACUGGUCACAUGAGGCUGCACUCUGAGAAGUGUAAAGUCCCAACAGAAUCAAUUACUGGUUCAAGGCCUAACUUGGUUGUAAUGACUUUAUCAGAUACUGAGCCUGCGAGUCUUGUGCGAAGGAAGAGAUCAAAUAGAAAAAGGUACAAGGUUACUCCUAAUUCUUCUUUUUCUAGCUUGAAUGAAUCUGUAUCUGGUUUUGAAGUUGAGGAAGAAGUGGAAGAGGUGGCUUUGUGUUUGAUGAUGCUAUCUAGGGGUGUAUGCAAAUGGGGGGAAUUCAAGUCAAUCGGUGAGCCUUUGGACAAUGGUUCUGUGCCGUUUGAGGCUAAAUCUUUGUACCACAAUAACCGAAUUGGCUGGAGAAGUGAGGAUGGAGACUAUGUUUUGGAGGAUAAUGAACUUUUCAAGAAGAAAAGGCCAAGAGAGCAGAAGUUAGAUCCUUGUGCUUCAGAUUCUAAGAAUCAGACCUCUGAAUGUAGUGAUUGUGAUUCUGAUAUCGUGUGUAACGUUGAAAAGAAGAUAGCCUUGGAAGUUCCCAUUGAGAAUUUUUAUCAGGUAGCUGAAUCCAUGGGGCCUAAACUGGAGGAUGAAUCUCGGUUGCUUUUGUGUGAUGCUGAAAUAAAGAAGGGAAUUCAUGAUGCAACGGAUAGCAGCGCCACUGAAUCAGAGUCAAGCCAGGAGUUCACAGCAGAAAUUGGAUUGGAUCUUGCUGGUUUGGAAUACGUAAAAUGCACUCCAAGCAAGAGAACCACUUUUAAAGCUUGUGAUGCUAAAGUGGGGAAGGAGUUUUGCACUGAGAUGAUAUGUUCAACUUCAGAUUUUGAUCUUGCAGAUGAUUCUAAGAAAAAGAGCCAAUUCCAGUGCAGGAUCUGCAACAAGAUGUUUCCUACUUAUCAGGCACUUGGUGGUCACCAAACAUUUCAUAGAGCAACAAAAAGCUCUGUUGCUUCAAAGAUUGAGCAGCACCAAGAGGAUAUUGAGACUAACCUUUUGCCGGACAAAACUGACCUUUCAAGCAAGCUUGCCAAGGCUGAAUGCGUUAAGGAUUCAGGGGAGGAGGAGGAGGAAAAUGGAGUUACUAUGACAAAUUAUCAGUCAAAGAAGAGCAAGGAGCAUAAAUGCCAUAUCUGCUCUAAAAAUUUUGUGUCGGGCCAAGCUUUGGGAGGUCACAAGAGGGCUCAUCAUGCUAAAGCAAGAGAAGAGCUGAAUUUGGCAAUGCAACAAGAGGAUCGUGAGAUGUCUGAUGCACCUGAGAUUAAUGCCCCUGACAUGCUUGAUACAGAAGCCAAUCCAGAAUAUGGUUUAGAGUCAUGGUGGGCUGGAGUUCGCAACUACAAAAACGAGUCACUAGUGGAUCUUAUAGCUAACUGACGCUAAUAAUGCAGUAUCUGGCUUCUGAAUACUGAAGAGUUCCAGUCAAGUCGAGAAUAUGGUGGAUUUCAUUACUGGUACGAGGAUAAUCCACACGGAUGUAGAGCUUGUCUUUGCUGCUCAUAGCUUAGAACUGACUGCUGCCAUUAUCUGGUUUAUUCUCUUACACUCAACAUCCUUUUGUCUCUGAUCUGAAAAAACUUCAUUGUCUUUGAAAUUUUGAUACUGAAACAGGAUUUUUUUUUGUGUGUGUGUUCCUUGUGCAUUUUAGCUUUCUUAUAGCUAUUGUCAAAAGGAAAAGAUUAAACAGAAAGAUCAAUGUUGAUUCUGCAUUGAGUUCCCAGUUUUGGCUUCUCAUUCUUCUGUACCAAGUGUUUGAACAAAAUGCAAUUAAAAAUACUUCCUUUUUC